AUGUUUUUAUUAAAUUUAAUGAUAGAGACAUUUAUUUUUAUAUUAUUUUAUGACUUUGUUAUUUCUGAACAAUGGGAAAGUGGUUUGCGUGAAAGAUACGAUGGAUAUGGAGAAGAUUGGAUAUUUAUGCCGGAUGGAAAUGGUUUACCUCAAGUAGCAAUAUUAAAGUAUGAAGAUAGCAUAAGAGGUAUUCUUGAUAAUGAAAAGAUUUCUUAUAUCCUUUACACACGGUCUGGUCCAGAGAAUGGCACAAGACUUGUGAUUAAUGAUACUGCAGGACUUUUCGAUUCUAAUUUUAAAGCAUCACGAAAAACAAAGUUCAUAACACAUGGAUGGAAGUCCAGUUCUAUGAGCUCUGGUCUCAGGAACAUGAAAGAAGCCUACUUGCAACACGAUGAUUACAAUAUCAUUCUCGUUGACUGGGAACCUUUAGCUGCAAGUACUUUUUAUCUUGGUCCUAUGCAAAAUACUGUUCGUGUAGGAAAGGAUGCUGCUAAUUUCAUUGACUUUUUAGUCACAGAAACUGAUUUAACUGCUGAAGACAUACAUUUCCUUGGUCAUUCUCUGGGUGCACACGUAGCUGGUAAUGCUGGAGAUGCAAUAACUUCUGGUAAAUUAGGCAGAAUUACUGGAUUAGAUCCAGCUUUGCCUGGAUUCCACAUGCUUGCUUCUGAUAAGACUCGUUUGGAUUUAACCGAUGCAAUAUUCGUUGACGUUAUUCAUUCUUGUGGUGGUAUUCUAGGUUAUCUUCAAUCUCUAGGUAAAGUUGACUUUUAUCCAAACGCAGGAACAGCUGUUCAACCUGGUUGUUGCUGUAUCCCAGAAGUCAUGGAAGCUUGCAGUCACGGACGAUCCUACGUGUACUUUACAGAAAGUAUUAAUUCCAAAACUGGACUUCCUGCAGUAAAAUGUGAAAAUUGGGAUAGUUAUAUAAAUGGUGAUUGCAUUGAUUCUGGGAUAGUUUUAAUGGGAGAACAUGUAGAUAAAUCUGCUAGUGGAUCUUAUUUUCUUAGAACACGAUCUGAACCACCUUAUGCGUAUCUAUCAGAAAUAACCAACAAUGAUAUUUAA
Messenger RNA from Vespula vulgaris, 1071 nucleotides. RefSeq names its product pancreatic triacylglycerol lipase-like. Lineage: Eukaryota; Metazoa; Arthropoda; Insecta; Hymenoptera; Vespidae. Bases 1 to 1071 code for a protein of 356 amino acids. The transcript has 5 exons. The record is from RefSeq and is a predicted model, not a curated record. Gene Ontology annotation, biological process: lipid metabolic process. Gene Ontology annotation, molecular function: lipase activity.